GUUCAAUCGACAGGGCUGGCUGGCUUGAUACUUCGAUUCAACAUUUUUGUCCGCAUUUGGAGAGGGUCCUUCGCCUCGAGCCUGGGGUUUCAAAGUAGGCUUUCAUGCAGCCAGUCCCAGGAAUCUAGACAUCUGUGUUCUCAAGCUAUGGGCUGCUUUGCGCUCAAGGGCAAGCCCUGUUAAGUCAUCGCCCAUGUAAUCGACCAGGACGUAGAGCCAGAAGAGUGGGCAGAGGUAUACGAGGCUUUGCAAAGCACGCAUGUUGGUCGCAAGCAGGCUCCGCAGAGGGGAAGAGAAGGUUUGCAGGGCCUCUUUCCCAGGGGACAGUCACUUAAAUACCAGGCCAUGAGACAAGAGGUCACGGAAUGGGCCAAUGAUGAUGUCGCCACGGAGCAAUUGGGGAUGCAUGAGGGGCGCGAAAGUCCAAACAUUAGGGCCGGGAGGACUGGGGCUUCAGAGUCAGGCAUACAGCUGCUCCUCUUGAGUGCACGACGGGGUCUCAAAAGGAAAGGGGAGCUGGAGGUGUUCAACUGCGAUUCCCCCGAAGCUGACCCCCUUUUGGAGCUCGAGAGUUUUAGCUGGAACAAGGCUCUAGGCCUGCGAUUGCGCAGCACCAAGUCGGGCAAGCUCCUGAUGACGCUGGUGCCGAUUCAGCGGCCAACGGGCUCCCUGCCCGUGGACCUGCCCCAGGAGUGCCGCCUGCCAGGGAUCGACAGCGAACAGCUGGAAAACACCUGGGAGCUUUGCAGAGUCUAUGCCGACGGCCGGGUUGUGGCCUCCCUCCGCUGCUCCCCCCAGCCGAACUGCCCCCCCCGCUCCUGCUGGCAUGACUUAGGUCACCCGCUGAGGCUUCGGCGGCGGCCUUGCCGCCAGAGCUUCCGUCUCUGGGUCGCUGCUGCGGGGGCCGUCGAAGCUGCCUGCUCUCGGUGCGCCAGCUUCAAAACGGACGACUCCAGCGGCCACGAGCUGACAUGGGCGCUGAGCCGGGGUCUGGGCGUGUCGGUGACGCUGCGCGCUUCUGAAGAUGCGCCGCGCAACGUGAGAGAAGAACUCGGAAGCCGCAAGGAGUCGGGUGUUCGGAAGGACGUGGCGGAGUAUUGGGAAGAGGUUGCAAGUGCGCGGAAACGGUGGGAGACGGGGCAGGCGAACGAGAAUAGGGAGACUGGGGGGGACGGGGAGGCAGUGCGGGCAGCUGAUGGGGGAGCAUCUUCAACGGAGACUGACAAAGAAACUGAGGUCAAAGGCGUGGUUGAGCGGGAUCAGGACACUUUACCGAGUAGGACAGAACAUACCAGAGAGCGGAAUGGUGUGGACUCAAGAGUCAGCGAUGCGGAGCCGUCAGGGAGAGGCCUGGGAGAGAGCAUGGGGAUAGAGUCAAAGAAUGGCGGCACUGGCCCAUCGGGAAGGGACCCGGAGGUUUCCGGAGCGGUUGCACGUGCAGACGCAUGGGGGCACGUUCCUCAGCGGUCACUAGAGAGCGUCGACGAGUUUUUUGAGUGCGAGAGCAGGCGGUACUCCGAGAGCGGCUCGGAAGCGAGCGUUCGCGACAUGGAUGUAGGGGCCGGACGGCCCUCGUCAAAGAGCCUGAGCGGCAUUGGGGGCCAGGGCUGGACUGCGAGACCCGAAUCGGCUAACGGGCGUCAGCCGCACUCAACCGGAGCGUCGCAUGAUUGUAGCAGGAGCGUCGAGUGUUUUCGAGGGGGCGUUUUCCGAGAAGAGGGACAGUCAGGGAGCAGCAAGACUUGCCAGACAGACGCGCAUCAAGCGGAUGCCACCUGUCGGAGGGGAGACGAGGUUGCAGAGCCGCCUUUGAGGAGAUUGGGAAUACUGGAGUCAUUCCUCUCGAGUUCGAUGGGGAGCCGUCAGGAGUCUGGGAUGAACGAUCUCGAGCGACCGCUGCUCCCUUACCGGUCGUCGGGCCUGCAAUACGACCCUGCUUCGGAUAUUCGGGCGUUGCAUCCCCAGGGUUCGUUAGUUCCCUCGGGGUUCAACACGUCAGCAAUGGUGCCGUUGUCGGCAGAGCUGGCACAGGCCCCGGUUGGCAAAACGGAGAUAGUUUUCAGUGACGUAAGCGGCGGCGCGCGGUCGGGGGAGUCCGUGAUUGCGUCAGCAAGAAGUUCGGGUUUUGCUUGUAGGAAACGGCUCAAUCUGAGAGUGUCAGCGACGUGCCCCGCUGAUACCUUGGCACUGACCAUGCUCGCACAUUAUCUGUGGGAGGUGGUGGACGUAGGGAGCUAGUGCACUGGCCGGUAUGUGUACAUGGCGGUGUAAGAUUUAUUACCAGGUACCUUGCAUCCUACUAAAUGAAGAGAGAUCACCACAAGACGGUACAGUUCGAUUCAUAUCGAAAGCACUCGAAUUGUGAUCAAACAAUCGUGCUCAGCAGUAGUUGUGUGUAUGUUAGCAACUACGCUGUACAUACGGAUAGCAUGGGUAGAGUUGAUUUUUCACGUUGCAUUCAACCAACGUUUGUUUGCGCUCGCUGGGCGGUCCGUAUUGCAAUUAGCUGCCCCCUUAAAGUUUGCGACCGA
Molecule: messenger RNA, 2531 nt
Organism: Klebsormidium nitens
Lineage: Eukaryota; Viridiplantae; Streptophyta; Klebsormidiophyceae; Klebsormidiales; Klebsormidiaceae
Source: the annotation of a GenBank genome assembly